AUGGGAUUUUUAAGUUUCUGUUUUACUUUAUAUUUCAAGAGAGAGACAUGGAAUGAUCCGGAAGAAAGUUAGUCAGACUUUCAUGGCGAUCAAAACGUGUCCUGGUUGAGCCACUAUUUACACACACCUGUAUUUUAUUAUAUUCUAGCCGCUGCAUUGGUUCCUGUAAAUUUCUUCUCUUUGUUCCUUUUUUUUAUAUAUAUUUUGUUUCUAUUCAAGUCUAGCCAUACUCAUAACUCAUUAGCCAUGGCCGACUCCCCAUUGCUGGAAUGUAUCGAGAAUAGCAGUGAAACAACAUGGGUAUCUUUCUUUCGGGAAGUGAAAGUUGUUGGGUUCUUAGCAGCUCCAUUGGCUGCUAUCAAUCUCUCUCAGUUCUUGAUUCAGACUGGUUCUUUGAUGUUGGUGGGUCAUCUCGAUGAACUCUCUCUCUCCAGCACCGCCAUAGCCAUCUCUUUAGCUGCUGUUACUGGAUUCAGUGUGCUUAUAGGUAUGGGUAGUGCCCUUGAAACUCUAUGUGGGCAGGCUUAUGGGGCUGGACAAUAUCAAAAAUUUGGAAAUCAUAUUUACACUGCUAUGGUAUGUCUCCUAGUAGUUUGCCUCCCAAUAACUCUGUUAUGGAUCAACAUGGGGAAGCUACUUGUUUUGGUUGGCCAAGAUCCUUUGAUAUCACAUGAAGCUGGGAGGUUCAUGAUUUGGCUUAUUCCUGGGCUCAUUGCUUAUGCAUUUCUUCAGCCACUUGUGAGAUAUUUUCAGAUGCAAGUUUUAGUGACUCCCAUUCUUGUAAUUAGUUGUAUCACCUGUUGUCUGCACAUACCCCUCUGUUGGGUUUUGGUGUAUAAAACAGGACUCCACAACCUUGGUGGAGCUUUUGCCAUGAGUAUUUCAUAUUGGUUGAAUGCAGUUUUUCUUGGAUUAUAUAUGAAAUUUUCUCCCAAGUGUGAAAGAACUCACGGUGCAAUUUCUAUGGAGGUGUUCAAAGGAAUUGGAGUCUUCCUUCGCUUUGCUAUCCCUUCUGCAGUAAUGACUUGCCUUAGUUGGUGGUCGUUUGAGUUGAUUAUCUUACUGUCUGGAUUUCUUCCAAAUCCAGAGCUUGAAUCUUCAGUUCUAUCUGUUUGCUUCAAUACCUUGACAACGGCAUUUACAUUAGCAUAUGGAAUCGGCAGUGCAGGAAGUACCAGAGUUUCAAAUGAACUAGGAGCUGGGAAGCCAGAAGCUGCUCGCAAAGCUGCUGGGGCAGCGAUAUUUCUUGCAGUUGUGGAGAUCAUCAUAGCGAGUGUGGUCCUCUUUGCUGUUCGUCAUGUUUUCGGUUAUGCUUUCAGCAGGGAAAAGGAAGUUGUGGAUUAUGUUGCUGUCAUGGCUCCCCUAAUUUGUAUCUCAAUCAUAUUUGAUGCCAUUCAAGGGGUCAUUUCAGGUAUUGCAAGAGGAUGUGGUUGGCAGCGUAUAGGGGCUUAUAUAAACUUAGGGGCUUUCUAUCUCUGUGGAAAUAUAGCUGCUGUAGCUCUUGGUUUCUGGACAAAUCUGAGAGGCAAGGGCCUAUGGAUUGGCAUCCAAAUUGGAGCUUUCGUUCAGAUGCUUCUACUUGUGAUCGUCUUGAGCCAUGUUAAUUGGAAAAACCAGGCAGAUGAAGCAAGGGAGAGGGUCUUUGAAGGAAGACGCUUUGUAAAUAAAUACGAGGAGCAAAGUGUUUGACGGAGGACUGAGUCUUCUGUGCAGUUGUGACCAACAAUUGCAGUUGAGAUAUAUGAAGGGGAAAGUAUAUGAUGCAAAAAACCCACAGCUAUUGGGUACUUCUAGAGUUUGUCUUACCUUUUUUUUAAUUGGACAAAGAGAUAGCUUCCUUAACCCUUUUUUCCCUCUCUCUAAGAUAGUGUGAAAUCAGAGAGGAUUUGAUGCACAAGUUAAAAAAGCAAGGGCCCUGGGUCACUUUACCAUUUGUGGUUGGAGAAGCCUUAGUUUGAUUUUGAUGCUUUUCAAGUCGGCAAAGGCAAAGAGUAAUCAUCAUUUCUGGUCGGUGGGGCAACUUAUGAUUUUCAAUGUUAUUCGUUGAAGGUUAUUAUUAUAAUAUAGUAAAGUAGAUACAUAAUUAUAUAUAUGUGUGUAUAUAUCUUGAAAUGAAGGAAAUAUGUCAAAGAAUUUAAUAUGUGAAGGCAGCAUAGAAAAUUAUUAUGUAUUAUAUAGGAAACUUAUUCCCACUCCAAAUAAUCAUACUCAACUCCAGUAUUACAAA
Molecule: messenger RNA, 2227 nt
Organism: Cucumis sativus (cucumber)
Lineage: Eukaryota; Viridiplantae; Streptophyta; Magnoliopsida; Cucurbitales; Cucurbitaceae
Product: protein DETOXIFICATION 12
Exons: 7
Coding region: 247-1689 (480 amino acids)
Biological process (GO): xenobiotic detoxification by transmembrane export across the plasma membrane
Cellular component (GO): membrane
Molecular function (GO): antiporter activity; xenobiotic transmembrane transporter activity
Source: RefSeq, a predicted model, not a curated record